UCCCGGCGUGCUGUGCGCGGUGUCCAGAAAAGCUGGCGUGGCGGGGUGAGCCGGCCUGGGGGCGGGACUUCCGGCGUGUGUGAGCGUCUUCCGGCCGUGCGCGAGGGGUUCGCCGGCUUCCUGACAUGAAGCCUCCUGGACACAGAAGUUGGCCCUCACCGUGACAUGCCUGCCAUGUGGGCACUGCUUCAUGUCCUCUGGUUGGCUCUAGCCUGUGGUUUUGUUCACACCACCCUGUCAAAGUCAGAUGCCAAAAAAGCUGCCUCAAAGACACUGCUAGAGAAGACUCAGUUUUCAGAUAAACCUGUCCAAGAUCGAGGUCUGGUGGUGACAGAUCUCAAGGCAGAGGAUGUGGUUCUUGAGCACCGCAGCUACUGCUCAGCGAGAGCCCGGGAGAGAAAUUUUGCUGGAGAUGUUCUAGGCUACAUUACUCCAUGGAACAGCCAUGGCUAUGAUGUCGCCAAGGUCUUUGGGAACAAGUUUACACAGAUCUCACCAGUCUGGCUGCAGUUGAAGAGACGUGGCCGUGAGAUGUUUGAGAUCACAGGCCUCCACGAUGUGGACCAAGGGUGGAUGAGAGCCAUCAGGAAGCAUGCUAAGGGCCUGCGUAUAGUGCCUCGGCUUCUGUUUGAGGACUGGACAUACGAUGAUUUCCGGAAUGUCUUGGACAGUGAGGAUGAGAUAGAAGAGCUCAGCAAGACGAUGGUCCAGGUGGCAAAGAACCAACAUUUUGAUGGCUUUGUGGUAGAGGUCUGGAGCCAGCUGCUGAGCCAGAAGCACGUGGGUCUUGUCCACAUGCUCACCCACAUGGCUGAGGCCCUGCACCACGCCCGGCUGCUGGUCAUCCUGGUCAUCCCCCCCGCUGUCACCCCUGGGACUGACCAGCUGGGCAUGUUCACACACAAGGAGUUGGGACAGCUGGCCCCUGUGCUCGACGGCUUCAGCCUGAUGACUUAUGACUACUCAACAUCUCAGCAGCCUGGUCCUAAUGCACCACUCUCCUGGGUUCGAGCCUGUGUCCAAGUCCUGGACCCUAAGUCCCAGUGGCGGAGCAAGAUCCUCCUGGGGCUGAACUUCUACGGCAUGGACUACGCAGCCUCCAAGGAUGCCCGUGAGCCUGUCAUCGGGGCCAGGUAUAUCCAGACACUGAAGGACCACAAGCCCCGUAUGGUGUGGGACGGCCAGGCUGCAGAGCACUUCUUCGAGUACAAGAAGAGCCGCGGCGGGAGGCACUUGGUGUUCUACCCGACUCUGAAGUCCCUACAGGUACGACUGGAGCUGGCCAGGGAGCUGGGCGUUGGGGUCUCCAUCUGGGAGCUGGGCCAAGGACUGGACUACUUCUACGACCUGUUGUAGGCUGGGCCGUGGCCUCCCCCUGGGCGUGGACUGGAGAAAUACAGAGCUCUGCCGC
Messenger RNA from Perognathus longimembris pacificus (Pacific pocket mouse), 1411 nucleotides. It is a transcript of the gene Chid1, whose product is annotated as chitinase domain containing 1. The coding region runs from base 166 to 1356 and encodes 396 amino acids. The record is from RefSeq and is a predicted model, not a curated record. Lineage: Eukaryota; Metazoa; Chordata; Mammalia; Rodentia; Heteromyidae. Gene Ontology annotation, molecular function: oligosaccharide binding; chitin binding. Gene Ontology annotation, biological process: carbohydrate metabolic process. Gene Ontology annotation, cellular component: extracellular region. The transcript has 13 exons.